Molecule: messenger RNA, 850 nt
Organism: Pygocentrus nattereri (red-bellied piranha)
Lineage: Eukaryota; Metazoa; Chordata; Actinopteri; Characiformes; Serrasalmidae
Product: bryoporin-like
Exons: 2
Coding region: 21-677 (218 amino acids)
Biological process (GO): pore complex assembly; monoatomic cation transport; cytolysis in another organism
Cellular component (GO): pore complex
Molecular function (GO): channel activity
Source: RefSeq, a predicted model, not a curated record
UACGUUUGUACAAAGGCAACAUGUAUUCAGAGUACACAUGCACAUAUUUGUCACUCUCUUGUUUCAGUGGAAGAAAGCUGAUACGUGUUGCUAGAGAGAUGGCUGCUGCGGCUGUUAACGCUGGUAUUGCAUCUGCAGUCAUAGCUGGAGCCUCACUGGUCGGAACCAAUGUCGAAAAAAUCUCCAAGAGUAUAAACACUGAGAGAAAUGUUACUGUAAACAUAUGCAACUACAGUAAGAAAUACAUCCUGAGAAACCCGAGAGUGUACACUCACAGUGGAUAUAGCCAUGAUCCUCCUCAACCCACCAUCAGACAAAACACCACAGAGGCCUGUUCAUUCACCAAAAAUCCCAACAAAACAUGGGGUUGUGUGGGUGUCCUGACAUAUGACGUUGCCGACGAUGAGGACUGUCCUGCCAUCUGCUGUAUAGCCAUCAUGUUCUCUGUUCCUUACCACUACACGCAAUACCAAAACUGGUUCGCUCUGGGAAUUUUUGAUGCCAGCCAAUCCUGUGAUGAGUCUCUGUACAACAUGAUGUAUUACAACAGUGGCCCAUUCGUGAGAGAUGACUGCUCAGGGAGUGAAGUUAGAUUUGAGAAAAAUGGUGUUGAAUUGAAAGGAACCAUGUCUCCAAGAGCAAAAGCAAUAGCUAAAAUAGAACUGUGGGAUUAUUAGUUGAAAACUCCACUGUUUAAGAUAUGUUUGCUCCUCUCUCAGCACAUCUUUGGUGAGAAAUGAUGAAAAUAAAGUUGACUUAAUGCAGACAAAAUGGUUAAAAGAUGUGAUUGUGUGCUCUAAUGGGGUUACAAAUCUUUUAAAUAAAUAAAGUGAUUUGGAAGUUAAAUGUA